AUGGUUGCUAGGCUUUCUCAUCUGUUGAGUAAAAAUGCCACUUUAACAGGAUAUAAACAAGUCUUAUCUCAAAAGAGAUAUGUUUUUAUCCCUCGCGCAACAUCUAAUGUAAAGAUAAAGAAAAAGCAAAAAAUACCAAAAAGUUUUGAAACAUGGGACAAAUUGGAUUCAACUGAUUCCAUGAGUAUUGAAGAUUCAAAAAUUGUAGAAAAAAAAUUACAGAAAUUGCAAAAUUUCACCAAAAAUUUGAAACAAAAAUUAUCGCACUCCCCAAAUCAUUUGACUAUAGCAUAUGAAACCUUAAACGAUUUAGAUAAAACAGAUUUGGAUAGAGAUGCUGAUGAAAUUUAUAGAUCUUUAACAUUUGAUAAUGAAACUUCGCUGUUAACAACCAAACUCAAACAAAAAAACAACUCACAAAAACUUCCUAGUCUUACGGAUAUUAUAUCCCAAACACAAGUUGCUCAAGCUACAAGUCUAUUGCCAGAAAAAAUCCAAAAGAUUAUAGAUAAUGAUGAACUUAUUAUUAAAUAUCUGUCUAACAAAACACAACAAAAUUGGAAUCCUAUAAUUGAACAAUUAUAUUCAAAUAAGGAAAAAGUGAAAAAAUUAUCAAAUAAAAGUUUCAAGAAAUUUUUGUCCUUAGAUAUUCAGAAUUUGUCAUUCGACAGUAUUAAUAAAUUAGAUGAAAUCUUUAAUAUAUUUGUAGAUAAUAAACUAGAGAAAUUUUCAUUUGCCAUGUAUAAUUGUCUUUUCAAGAAUAUCUCAAAAUUAUCUUAUUUAGGUCCAAUUCAAACUAAAGAUGGAUUAACUGACAAUAAUUCUAUACUGUGUAAAUUAAAAGAUCUUAUUCAACGAUACGAUAAAACUAUUGAAAGUGCUCAAAUUAAAAAUAACAAGCAACUUACUGAAAGGGAGAAACAACAUAAUAUGAUAUUAAAUUAUUGUAUAACUUAUACUUCCAAAUCUUUAAAUGUGACCACUGUGGAUUAUUUUUUAAAACAUUUUAAGGAAAAAUAUGACAUCUCACCAGAUAGAUUCACUUACACAAAUAUUAUUCAAUUUUACUCUAAACUAAAUCUGUCAGAUAGGGCAUGGGAUGUUUUUGAUACUAUGAAGUUUCUUUCUACAGCACAUUCGCCUGAUACAAAGACCUAUAAUAACAUGUUAACAAUUUGUCAAAAGACCAAAAAUUAUGCUAAAGCUAUUGAUCUAUUCCACGAAAUGAAAGAUCGGAAGAUUACACCAAGUGUAGAAACAUUCUCCUUAAUGGGAACUCUUCUAGCUACUUGUUCUUCAGACAAUAUUUCUUCAGAAGGUAACAAUGAAGCAUUAAGACUGUUAGGUUGGAAAUUUAUAAGUGGAAUGAUGAAUAAAAAUGAUCUAUUUAGUGUAGGUGCAAUGAUGUCUUUGGCUGCAUAUGAUGGCGAUGUGGCAGUUGCUCGUGCAAUAUAUUUUGAAUAUACAAUGAACCAAUACCGACGUUUUAAACCACAAAGUACCAAUGACACUGAAGCUUGGCAAAGAGCCAUGAACCCAGUUUUAUUUAAUUAUCUGUUACUUGCUUAUUCAAAAUUCAUUCCUGGAAAAAUCCCUUUAUUAAUUGGCUGGGACGAAGGACGUAAUUUGAGAAGAGAUUUAUUAAAUUUUGCUGAUUACACUUUAAGAAAUUAUGAAGAUUGUCAAGUUAUAUUACCCUUUUUACCAUUGAUAGAAUUAAAUGAUAUAGAUCAAGUAUUAUUUGAAUCUAAUGCUUUAUGGCACUUCCAUUUAAAUUCAGGCCGUGUAACUGAUGAUUAUUUAUCAUACCCAGAUAUUUUUAUUGAAGCUAUAAAUCAAUUGAUAAAAGAAGCCAAAGAUUUAAUAGAGCUACAAUCUCAUCUUUCAACAAAGUUAACUGAUAUGAAAUCACAGAAUUCUGUUAAUUAUCAAAUACUUAACUAUAAAUGCCUUUUAACGUAUUUAACCAUCCCAGUAAGGUUAAACAAAAAGGAAGAAUAUUAUAGGAGAUUAAAACUUUACACAUUUGAUCAAUGUGAAUUAAGGCAAACUCUUGAAUAUAUUAUUGAAAAGAAAACUUUACCCUUGACCAACAAUAAAAAUGAGGCCGCCGAAAUUAAUGAAUCUGAGAAGUAUCUGACAUUAAUAAAUUCUGAUGUCACACAAUUUUUUAUCUCACUACAGCAUAAACUAAUGAUGGAAAAUUCAUUAUAUGCCAAUUGUAUGAAAGCUGCAACUCAAUUUCAUGAUUCCGAUUUUGGAUCUGAUAUUUGGAGAGCUCGUGGUGAAUUUAGAAAAACUUCACAUUUUACAAUGCUAUCUAUGAAGGACAGAAUAAAUUCAGACACCGAAUUUGCGAAAAUCAUGGUCAAUUUUUUCACUGAACAAAAACAGUAUACAGAUGCAUUAAGUAUUAUACUUUCUUCACAGAGAUACAUUAACUGGACAUACCCAAUGAUAAAACCUUUACACCAUGCCUUGAUAGAAUUGGAAGAUAAGAGGUCCAUUAAUAGAUUGUUAGAAGUAAUUAAUAAGAAGGACCCAAUUAAAGACUUAAAUUUACAAAUUGAGGAAUUAUCUUUAUAA
Molecule: messenger RNA, 2586 nt
Organism: Arxiozyma heterogenica
Lineage: Eukaryota; Fungi; Ascomycota; Saccharomycetes; Saccharomycetales; Saccharomycetaceae
Gene: CCM1
Product: Ccm1p
Exons: 1
Coding region: 1-2586 (861 amino acids)
Molecular function (GO): protein binding
Source: RefSeq, a predicted model, not a curated record